GUCAAGUUAUCUAUGGAGAGGCGAACGGGGAGGGGGAGUGUGUCUGUGAGCCAGGAGUCUAUUUGUGGAUUUCAUAGAGGCAUGCUCGAAUCAAGUCCCAGCUUUGGUAUGGUGUUUAUUAGCCAAGUUAAGUGUAUUGCAAAUUAAUACCCGCAGUGGCAUUUAUGAAUGAGAGGGGGGAAAAAUCAGCUUCCCCCACCGUCUGGCAGAUUCCCAGGCAGAGGUCUUCCCCCUUCCGCCCCCCCUCCCUUUUUUGGUAUGUCAUACUUGUUUGUUUUUGGAGGUUCCCACUUUAGUUCCAGCCCACUGCCUGGGUUGGAAGUCCGAGAGGAAACAAACGCAGGGAGUUCUCCGGGAGGCUGACUUCUACUUCCUCACGGAUGCGGGAGACAGGGUAAGCCCUUCCAGCCUCCCUCCCCGGUCGGGAGGCGUUGCUAACUAAGCCGCCAGCCAAAAGCAGAGGGGACCACCUUGCACUAAUUUGUCCUGAGAUCAUCACCUGUAUAUACUGCAAUGCCAAACCAGAUUCCAGCACCAUUGGGCCCAAUGGGUCUAAAGCUAAAAGUUUUGUGGGGUUUUUAACACUUUUCCUUGGGACCACUUAGAAGCCUCCCAUUUCAAAUGGAUUGCAAUGCUUUUCUAGCCAAGUACCGAGGAAUAUGAGAUUUUCGGAUAUACUGUUCUGUAAUAAAACUGUUAGCAGAAUUUAAGAUCCUGUUUUACCUGCAACACAUGCUGUAGAAGACCCCCACGCUGUUUGCUUUAACAUUAUCAGUAUCAUUAGUGUUACUGAUAAAUUCUCCCUCAAAGUUUCAAAAACUAUAUUCUUGUGCAAUUUUAAUAAAAACACAAAGUAAUUAUGCCAGUCUUUUAUAUGUGCUCUAGAACUUUUCGUCCUUUCUAAUGUGUUAGGGCUGUUCUUCACAAGUUAGCAGUCUUGCUUAAGAAGUCCCUCAGUGCCAACUUUUCUGUGAAUUACUCUGAUAAGUACAAUGAGAAGCUAUUGCAAUGAAAACAUUAUCCAAUAAAGAGAACUGUGGCAGGAAAGAGUUAAGUUUCAUUCAUUCAAAAGUGCCCUUUCAUAAGUCUAAGAGGCUUUGGCUUGUGGGAGUAGGAUCUCUAAGGCUUUGUUGGAGGGUUUGGGGUGCAUGGCUUACUUUUCAGGACUUGUCAGGUGUUAUGCAAAUAAAGAGGAAAAUCUGGGCCCUACUUGGUACUCAAGACAGUCCAUCCAUUAUUACUUAGAAAACGUUUUUUUCCUGCGUUAAAACUUCAUUAUCGUUUCCCUCUUAAUGAAGUGACUGGGGAUGGGGGUGAGUAGGCGCAGUACAGGGUGGGAGGACGUCGUGGGGAGAGAAUGGAGAGGAGUGUUCCUGGCUUCUGUUGUGGAGUCUUUUCUAUUUGACUUCAUGGUUGUAAGUAUUUCCAGAUGGUGAAUCAGACACCAGACGUAACAAUAUUUCCAUAUUUGGGUAUAGCAGUAGCCUGCGUUUUUAACAUUUUUCUGCCUCUGUUAUCCAACCACAAAGCAUUCUUGACAGCUUCAAAUGUUGUUAAAUAUAGACUUAACUUCUGUUCCCAGAGCAGGAAAUUCUUUGGAAUUCCUUGUUUUUCACGCAAUCUGUCUAUCAUGAUUUAAAAUAAAAUUACAAUGGAUGAUCCAACUGGCCAGUGUAUAUACCUUGCUUGCUCCUUUAUUGAGGGGGACGGGAGAUAUGCAAAGAGAUUCAGUCUGCCGCACAGCUUUGAAACACAGGCCAUUCCAGAGAUUCCUUUAAAAAUCAGAUUAAAGUUUUCUAACAAGGGUGUGUGGGUUUGUGUCUGGGCUGCUUCAGCUGGGGAAUCUUGGAGGAUGAGUUUGCCCUGGAGGAGAAACUUAGAGAACCUUACCAUCAGCCACCCAUUUAAAGCUGCGAUAAACGACGGCAUCGGACCAGAGGAACAGCAGCUCCUCACGUCCGGCUUCAGGACGGUCCAGAAACCCCAGACGUCCCGUCGCCUUCUCGCCUUCUUCGCUCAGGGCUGCAGAUCAGUUCACGUUGACAGAUUAGAGGAAAAUGUGCAAAUGUUUAUGGGUGCUCUCGCCCGCACACCCAGGCUCACAACUUACACCUGUUACAGCCACUUGAAUGAACAGAACAAUUUGUGGUGACGACGAAAGGCCGGCUUUAAGGUGGCGCCGCCGGGCCAUCCCUUCCACCCCGCCGCGUUCCCCCACCCCCACCCUGGAGAGUGAUGGCAGGGAGCGCCACAGGUAAUCCGGCUGACCGCGGGAACUGGACGGCUGGCGCGCGGGGAGGGCCUCGGCUGCCCCGGGGGACCGCUGCGGAGACCGGGUGCAGGGUCCACGCGGCUGGGGGACCCGGGCUGGGGCGGUCCGCGCACCAGGCCGCUCGAUGCCCACCGCCCCCUGCCGGCUGCCCGGCCCGCGCGCCCUGAGUCGCCGCGGAGGGCAGGACUCGAGGUUUCCGGCGCGCGCCGCCGCAGGACGUUUCCAGCCCCGGCCCAUAUUUGGUGAAAGUCUUUCAGGACUCCGUCAUCCAGCUCCGGGGGGCGGCGGCGGCGGCACUGGGAGCGGGUCCGGCGACGGCGCGGCCGCCGCGCUGCUGCUGAGUGCCUGGGCCUCCGGCCGCCGGGCCUCAGGCGCGGCGGGCGCGGGAUCGAGCGCGCGCGGGAGACCGACGCGGCCCAGGCCCAGCCCCAGCCCGCAACCCGGCGAGGGCCGAGGCCCAGCCCGCGCUGCGUGGGAGGCUGGCGCAGAGGGCGCCGCGGCCGGAUUAUGUCACUUUUCCCGUCCACCCCACUGUUGACUCUUCCUCCCAGCGGGGCAGCGAGUUGCUGCGUUGUGCCAGAUUUAGAGGGUACGCCCAGGCGCGGGGGUGUGGGCGUGUGUGUCAGAGGGUGGCGUUUGCUCAGGCUUCGAGCCCACCCGAGAGCAGAGACGUGGAAUCGACUCUGGAGAGAAGUCCCAAAGGCCUGGGUCCUAUUAUCUCUAGAAAGGAGAGUAGCUAGAGCUCGCCUCUCGGUUUCUUUGGGUCUUCCACAGCCCCUUCCUCUCUUCCUCGUCAG
Messenger RNA from Neofelis nebulosa (Clouded leopard), 3069 nucleotides. RefSeq names its product homeotic protein ultrabithorax-like. The record is from RefSeq and is a predicted model, not a curated record. The coding region runs from base 1652 to 2152 and encodes 166 amino acids. The transcript has 3 exons. Lineage: Eukaryota; Metazoa; Chordata; Mammalia; Carnivora; Felidae.